UUCUGUAUUUGAUCAAACAAUUUCAUCAUGCAUCAUUUGUCAUCUGUGUCUGCAAUGUGGACAGAAAUGACAAAGACACCUCAUUAGCCUAUAUCGUGACACUCUCCCCACUGCAUGCAGACACGGCCCGGCCCGGCCAGGCAUUGAUAUGUCAGGCAUUGGUGAGAUUCAACGCCUGGCAUUGCAUGCAGACACGGCCCGUCCGCGCACCACCCCCCAAACGAUGGUAAGAUUCCAUCGUUCUCCAAAAGAAUCUCUGUAGACCAUAAUGAACAUAUAGUUUCGGAGGAUAUUUCGGGAAGAUCGGGUCAAAACCAGCAUCUCCAACUACUGCUUUCUCAGACACCGUUUCCUCCCCGCAAAACACCACCAAAUGCCUCUUCCUUAAUUACCUCUUCUCCGCGUUCGCUCUCGGCUCUUCUGUUUGGGCGUUGCGUAGAUAUGACGGCGCCCAACAUCGAAAUGAUUUCUGUUUUUCUUAGGAGUUGCGAUCUGGGGAGAGUCGGAGCGGCUCAUCUCGCGGAGGUGAGCGAUGAGAGCGCGGGGGAAGUCACGGUGGAGCUGAACUCGGAGACGGCGCUCCCUUGUCACUGGGAGCAGUGUCUAGACAUGCGGUCGGGGCAAGUCUACUACAUCAACCGGGAGACUGGGAUCAGGACGACCAAGGACCCAAGAACCGCCCUCGCCACCGCCGCCGCCGCUGCCUCCUAUUCGUCGAGCUACCAGUCCAAGCAAGACUCCUCCUUUGGCGACAGCUGCUCCGAAAUCGGCGGCAGCGACGACGACGAGGACAGCGUCGAUACCGCCAACUCCUGCCUCACCUCCCUCUCAUCCACCUCCUCCACAGAUACUGCAGCAGCGGCCGGCGGCAGCCAAAUCCUCGUUUCCGCCGGCUGCCGCUCCUGCUUCAUGUACUUCAUGAUCCCGAAGAGCGUCGACGCCUGCCCCAAGUGCGGCAGCGGCGGCUUCCUCAAACUUGGCCGCCACGGCUGCGUCUGA
Molecule: messenger RNA, 999 nt
Organism: Musa acuminata subsp. malaccensis (wild Malaysian banana)
Lineage: Eukaryota; Viridiplantae; Streptophyta; Magnoliopsida; Zingiberales; Musaceae
Product: protein CURLY FLAG LEAF 1-like
Molecular function (GO): protein binding
Source: RefSeq, a predicted model, not a curated record